AACAUACCGAAUAAUCGAACUCCAUUUGAUCGGUAGACCUCAUUCGACCCAACUCUAAGGGCCAUCAGUGCGUGAGUCCCGCAUGGACGGUCCAGAUUGACGCGAUGGUAACUAAUCUUAAUUCCACCACUGUCACCUCUAAAUAGGAGAAAGACUCCAUCUCAGAGCUCAUACCACUCGUCCUUUUUCUCAAGUCCAGGGGCAUUACGGUCAGAUCAAGAAGGCCCCCGUCGCGAACGAAGAAUGAAUCCCUUCCCCGCCGUCGCUCUCGCCCUCCAUGUCGCCGCAGCGAUUGCCUCCGCCGCCCCGGCACCGUCCCCGCCACCGAUUGGGUGCGCGGUGGAGCUGGUGGCGAUGUCAACGUGCCUGCCGCAUGUGGCGGCGCCACCCAACAACCCGACUCCGGCCCCCUCAGCCGCGUGCUGCGCGACCUUCUUCUCCGCCCUCGACGGCGCCGGAGGCGGCGCCACCUGCCUCUGCCACCUCGUCCGGGAGCCCUCCCUCCUCGGAUUCCCCCUCAACGCCUCCCGUAUCGUCUCCCUCUUCUCCACCUGCGCUGCCUCCGACGCCGGCGCCGCCUCUUCCUUUGCCGAGAUCUGCCAAGAUUCCCCAACACUGCCGCCACUUCGCGACGCCACGCCUCCGGACCCCGUGAACCAACAGCCAGGUAAAAGUACAUAUGUGCCCUCGAGUUCCCAGUUUAAUUUAGUUUAUAUCCCUUCAUUUAUUCGGUCAUCUCCUCUCUCCUCGUAGACGUUGCCGGUGCGCCGCCCCCUGCCCCUGCGGAUCCGGACCACA
Messenger RNA from Phoenix dactylifera (date palm), 798 nucleotides. The record is from RefSeq and is a predicted model, not a curated record. NCBI's taxonomy places the organism in Eukaryota, Viridiplantae, Streptophyta, Magnoliopsida, Arecales, Arecaceae.